Molecule: messenger RNA, 1667 nt
Organism: Pantherophis guttatus
Lineage: Eukaryota; Metazoa; Chordata; Lepidosauria; Squamata; Colubridae
Source: RefSeq, a predicted model, not a curated record
CUACCCACACAUCUGUUUAAAUAUGAGCCUAAUUGCUUUCUGAGAGUUCACAUCUGACUUUUGAGGACAUCAUGAAGACAUUGACUGGCUUGCUUCUUGUGGGUCUUUUAGCCCUUUGGAUAGGAUUACCCUCUACGUCUUCCAAGAUUCUGUUUGGAUGUGGUAUUUCCCCAGGAAAUCCAUUUCCGUGCUCUUUACCUGGAAUUAAUCGUUGCAAGAGUGAUUACGACUGCCCUCAGACCCUACGGUGUUGUAAUUUCAAAUGUAGCAGAAGUUGUAGAGUCCCACCAGUGCUUCCUUGGAGUUGCCCACGAAAUCCAUUUAAAUGCACCAUCCCGGGAAUACAUCGCUGUCGUUAUGACUAUGAUUGUCCAGGAAGACAAAGGUGUUGCUACUACAAUUGCUCUAAGAUCUGUAAAUAAGGCCAGAAUUUGACUUGGAUGACCAGAGAUUGCUUUACAUUGAAUCAAAGUUACAUAUUAAGGCAAUGUACCAAAGAAAUCGAUCUUGGUUUGCCUGUUUAUGGAGAAGAUGACACAGUUGCCAGCAAAGUGCUUCUUUAUAUCAUUCUUGAAUUCCUUCUCAUGAGCAAUGGUUAAAAAUAUGUGCACCCAUCUAGCCGGUUAUGUUUUUUUGGGUUUGAAAUCUAUUAUAUAAACCUAAAAAUAAAAUAGGAUUUCCAGUCCACCUCACAAAAACACAAUUCCUGAAUGUAUCUCUGCAACAGCAACUUUUUGAUCAUUUCAGAACUGAUGGAUAGUUUAUUUUCUUCUGCUGUCCAUUUUUAUGGUUAUAAAACUUUAACCAAGUCCAUAAAUUGCAUUAAAUAAUUACUUGGUUUAUUUGACUUUGAUAUGGCAUGAUGUAUGAGAUUGGUAAGUUAUGUGUGGAUUCAGCCUAUUUGAUAAAACCUGGAUAAAACAAACCAUGAUUUUGCUUGUUGGGUGAAAGCAUACUAGCAAUAGCACUUAGACUUAUAUACCGCUUCAUACUGCUUUACAGCCCUCUCUAAGCGGUUUACAGAGUCAGCAUAUUGCCCCAACAAUCUGGGCCCUCAUUUUACUGACCUCGGAAGGAUGGAAGGCUGAGUCAACCUUUGGCCUGGUGACAUUCGAUCUGCCAAACUGCUGGCAGCCGAUGAUCAGCAGAAGUAGCCUGCAGUACUGCACUCUAACCACUGUGCCAUGGCAGGUCAUCUAAAAGCAAAGAAUAGAAAAAAGCAGAUACAGUGCAACCUUGAUUUAACAGACCCUUAUUUAACACACUUUGAAUAGAACAUACCAAAUAUUCUUCCCAUAUAUCUCCAAAACAGCACGUUUGUUUCAGAGAUAACACUAUGCAAAUGGUAAUCAUUCACGUGAUUAUGUUAAUAAUAUAAAUUUGUCCACAUGAUAAAAAAAAUCAUCAUUUGCAUAAUAACACAAUUAAGUGAAUGAUGUAAAUCAUUGCAAAUGAUGUAAAUCACUGCAAUGACUUAUUUUUGAAUUUAACAGAUAGCCAAGUCUGAUAGACAGCCCUCCCCACAAACAGUCUUUUAAAAUGAGAUUUCACUCUGUAUUUAUAAUGCAAAAAAUAAUAUUGUAAUUAUAAUUCACCAUAUAAUUUUGAUGCUACAAAUAAUAUCAGUUUAUAAAUAAAUGAGUUUGAAAACUUUUUUCUGCAAUAUA